ACUAUUUCUUGAAUUUGUUUAAAGUCACCUAUAUCUGAUUAUAUCUAUAACCUUCGUGAAACUCUGGUGACAUUUGUGUAGAUUCGUGGUCAAUAUUUUACUAUAUCAUUCUGACUUGAUACAGUAUUUCAUCUCUCUGCGUGACCUGUACUAAGGUGACUUAAUAAAAACCGGGGACGUGUUUAGUGGAUUGUUAUUGAUAAGAUCUGAAGUAACUGAUCUCCAUUAUUAAGAAGAUCCGGCUAAAUCAUGCAGACAACUGUUUAUCUGCUGUGUCUUCAUGUACUGGUGUUGGUCGGAAGUGUACGUGGAAGUGAUUUCUGUAUUGACCAUGCCCCCACAGGUGCUGUAGAUGGAUGCAGUGUGCCUCUUCUUCAUUUUGAUUAUGAGGCACAAUUUACACCUUCCUGUAACAAACAUGAUGUCUGUUAUGAUUGUGGUCAUAGAUUCGGUUUUGACAGGAGUGACUGUGACAACAUGUUUUUAAACCACAUGUUAGCCACGUGUACGGGUAAGAAGCGCCUGGUCAGCUGUCAACAAUCCGCCGAUAUUUUCUACGCUGCUGUGCGAGUUGGUGCUUACUUCCAUUAUCACAGUACGGCACCAGCAUACUGUUCACAGUCCUGGAUCUCGCAGUGUUUACAAUAAAGAUAUUUCUUCAGAAAUUCAAA
Molecule: messenger RNA, 671 nt
Organism: Ostrea edulis (European flat oyster)
Lineage: Eukaryota; Metazoa; Mollusca; Bivalvia; Ostreida; Ostreidae
Exons: 3
Coding region: 250-648 (132 amino acids)
Biological process (GO): phospholipid metabolic process; arachidonate secretion
Molecular function (GO): A2-type glycerophospholipase activity
Source: RefSeq, a predicted model, not a curated record